Messenger RNA from Cydia amplana, 1112 nucleotides. RefSeq names its product prostaglandin reductase 1-like. The record is from RefSeq and is a predicted model, not a curated record. The transcript has 7 exons. Gene Ontology annotation, molecular function: 2-alkenal reductase [NAD(P)H] activity; 15-oxoprostaglandin 13-reductase [NAD(P)+] activity. Gene Ontology annotation, cellular component: cytoplasm. The coding region runs from base 24 to 1097 and encodes 357 amino acids. NCBI's taxonomy places the organism in Eukaryota, Metazoa, Arthropoda, Insecta, Lepidoptera, Tortricidae. Gene Ontology annotation, biological process: prostaglandin metabolic process.
UGACCAUUAACAAUUGACAGAAAAUGUUGAAGCAAAUAAGCACAUCUACGUUCUUCUGCGCAAAACGCGCUUAUUCGAACGUUGUUGGAAAAAUAAAUGCACGAAAGUAUGUGCUAACAAAAUAUUUCCAAGGGGAGCCAAAAAAGAGCGACUUUAAAAUUGUUGAAGAAGAACUUCCAGAAAUAAAAGAUGGAGAAAUAUUGACGGAAGCAGAAUAUUUAAGUGUUGAUCCUUACAUGCGCGCUUAUAUGAUCGGAUACAAAUUGCCCACUGACAUGAUAGGUGGCCAAGUCGCUAAAAUAAUUGCGAGUCGUAAUGAUCAGUACCCAGUGGGCAAAUACGUGGCUGGUCCAUUUGGAUGGCGCACACAUACCAUUUGCAACCCUAAAUCAUCACCGUAUUUAGGAUUUAUGCCUAUCACAGUUUUGCCUGAUAUGAGCCCACAUCCAAUUUCGCUUGGCUUAGGAGUAAUUGGAAUGCCUGGAAAUACAGCAUAUUUCGGCGUUAAAGAAAUAUUGUACCCAAAAGCAGGAGAGACCAUUGCCAUUACUGGAGCAGCUGGUGCAGUAGGUUCCCAUGUUGGACAAAUCGGAAAAAUACUAGGUUGUCGCGUGAUCGGAUUUGCUGGUACAGAUGAAAAAUGUGAAUAUUUGCAGAAGGAGUUGGGUUUUGAUUACGCUUUCAAUUACAAAACUGCUAAUAUCAAAACUGCUUUGAGAGAAGGAGCACCAAAUCGCAUUGACUGCUACUUUGAUAAUGUUGGCGGUGAAAUUAGCUCGACAAUUAUGGGUCAUAUGAACAAAUACGGACGCGUGGCAGUUUGUGGUUCUAUAUCGUCGUAUAAUGAUACGGCUUUACCAAAAGUGACUAUACUACAACCAUCAAUCGUGUUUAAAGAACUAAAAGUAGAGGGGUUUUUAGUAAACCGUUGGCUUGAUCGAUGGGACGAAGGAAUCAAAGCUAAUAUGAACUGGUUGCAAGAGGGAAAAAUUAAAUAUCAAGAGAAAGUUUACAAUGGUUUUGAUAACAUGGUUGAAGCGCUGGUUGGAAUAUUGAGAGGAGAAAAUACUGGAAAAGCUGUUGUUAAAGUAAAGUAAUCAAUAUUGUAUUGU